Molecule: messenger RNA, 2841 nt
Organism: Tachysurus fulvidraco (yellow catfish)
Lineage: Eukaryota; Metazoa; Chordata; Actinopteri; Siluriformes; Bagridae
Gene: pld3
Product: phospholipase D family, member 3
Exons: 12
Coding region: 14-1594 (526 amino acids)
Molecular function (GO): catalytic activity
Source: RefSeq, a predicted model, not a curated record
UAACUCUGGUCACAUGAUCACACGUGCACUAGUGAGGAAGCCGAACGGAAACAUAUGUUGGUGCAACAAAACUGCAGAACCGCAGAACUGCUUCAGUUUUCUGUUUCUUAUCUAUUCCUGUUUUGCCUCUGAUGUGUCUAUGAUGUCUGCAAGCAUGAAGUCUGAUAUAGCAUAUGAGAAGAUGGAGUCUGGUAAAAGAGAGAGUCUUCUGAAACUUCAGAAGUAUUCCAGGUGUAUUCUGAUCAUCGGCUGUCUUACUGCUGUGCUGCUCAUGAUGUUUAGCCUUCAAACACUCCUUAUUCCUUCAAUUAUGACAUCUCGCCUGAAGAUAAAUGCUUCCAGUAUGCACAGCUGUACUGACCAAUGCAGACUGGUUCUGGUGGAGAGCAUCCCAGUGGGCAUGGAUUUCAACUCGUCUGUUAGUCAUCCAUCCAUCUAUGAGGCAUGGCGGGGUCUCUUAUCACAGGCACAAAGCAGUCUGGACAUUUCUUCCUUCUACUGGACCCUCACUAACGAAGACACGCACACACACGAGCCCACAGCCAAUCAGGGAGAGAAGAUCAUGCAGGAACUCGUAGAGCUUUCUGGGAAAAUCUCUGUGCGCAUUGCGGUGAAUACUCCUCAGGACAGUCAGUCAUCUCGUGACCUCAAGAUGCUCAUUGAUGCUGGUGCUGAUGUGAGGAAUGUAAACAUGCGAGAUUUAACAUCUGGUGUGCUGCACACUAAGUUCUGGGUGGUUGAUAAGAAGCACAUUUACAUCGGUAGCGCCAACAUGGACUGGAGAUCCUUAACUCAGGUGAAGGAGCUAAGUGCUGUGGUAUAUGACUGUAAAUGCCUUGCUGAAGACCUUGGGAAAAUAUUUGAAGCUUAUUGGUUCCUUGGCAACAGCAAGACAAUACCUGCUCCGUGGCCAAGCCAAUAUGCUACAGCCUUUAACAAAGACACACCUAUGCAGCUACCAAUCAAUGGGACAGACUCUAGAGUUUACCUGUCGAGUGCUCCUCCUUCUUUGUGUGCUGAGGGGCGAACUCCAGAUCUUCAGGCCAUUUUAAGCAUCAUUAAUGAUGCACAGGAGUUUGUUUACAUUGCUGUGAUGAACUACUUGCCCACUAUGGAGUUCUCAGAUCCUAAAAGAUACUGGGCUGCUAUUGACACUGAGCUGAGACGUGUGGCAUUCGAGAGAGCCAUUCAUGUGCGUUUACUGAUCAGUUGUUGGAACAGCAUGUCUGCAGUCAUGUUCCCAUUUUUACUCUCUCUUGCAUCUGUACAGGAGUCAGAGAGUAACCUGGAUAUACAGGUGAAAAUCUUCAUUGUUCCCAGCAGCCCGAGUCAAAAGGAAAUACCCUUUGCUCGUGUGAACCAUAACAAGUACAUGGUGACAGACAGAGUUGCCUAUAUAGGAACAUCAAACUGGUCCGGUGAUUACUUUGUGAACACGGCAGGCUCAGCAUUAGUGGUGAACCAGACUUCAAGCUCAUCCUCAGAAUCCACAGUGAGAGAACAGCUGCAGGAUGUGUUCACAAGAGACUGGGAUUCUUCUUACAGCACUCCACUCAACCACAACAGCAACCUCGAACAGAUAUGUGAAAUAUAACAGAAUCAGCAGGGGGCGCUCCCUUUAAAGUCCCUUAUGUUCUAGUGUUAUUUUAAUGCAGCCACAUAAACGUCAAAGCCACCAAGCCAUGAACAUGGAGUUGGAACAAUGUGGCUGAAGUGAUGAUGUCUCAGAUUUACACGCUUGGUUUGCAUUUACUUUAAAGAGAAUUUGCAAGCUGAUGUAACAUAAUGAAAGAAACAUGUUUUUUUGUUUGUUUGUUUUUUGUCACUGAAUUCAGUGAUAAUUGCCAAUCCAGCACUUAUCUACCCAUCCACGCUUGAGUUACAAGAAUGGCCAAUAAAAUAGCAACUACAGGAAAAUCAAUGGGGAAAAAAGCGAGCUUGAAGCACAGGACACGAUGCUCAGUCCAGUACACAACUGACUGUUUUCUCCUUGCACUACAUAAAUCCUAACACAUAAUGAACCUUACAAACUGAGGGAACUUCACUAGGGAAUCUUUACAUCUUAACUUUAUAUCCUGUAUUCACUUCUAAAAUGGAAAUGUAUUUAACUACCUUUUUUCUAAUGACUCAGUUGUUACAGAUAGCAUUAUAAUACACUUGCACUUUGACACAAUACAUCAAUACAUUUUUUAUUGUAAUAGAGGGAAUAUAAAACCUGUACUGGGGUAGAUGUGUGUGUUUUAUUAAUAUUUUAGUAUGCUUUUAAUUAAAACUGGUAUCAAUUUUUAUUUUCUCAGAUAAAUCUGGUCACUGAUGCCUGGUCACUGAUGCCCAAAAAUGUCAGAAUAAUUAUGCUGCUGUCAUUUAGCUGCCUUAAAUUUGAAAUUUGAAAUGCAUUACCAUUUGAACUUAUUUUUGUGUGUGUGUGUGUGUGUGUGUGUGUGUUUCUUUUUGGUGAAUAAAUACUUUUUACUUUUUUCCAGCAAAACUCCUGUAUAACCUAUUCUGAGAAUCAGUCCCAGAUUUUCAUUAAUUACUUACAAGCUCUCAUUGCUGAGGCCCGGGUUUGAUUCCUGGGCAGGGAGCUGACCCACCCACUGAAGAUCAAACUCUCAGUGCCGGUCUCAAGCCCAGAUAAAAUGGGAGGGUUGCGCCAGGAAGGGCAAUGAGCGUAAAACCUGUGCCAAAUAAAAAAAUACACUGUGGUGACCCCGAACAAGGGGCACGAGUACAACAAUGAUAAUGCAAAGUUCUAGAGUUUUUUUCUCAAUCCUUGUUUAUUUCUGAUAUUUUUGUCCAUAUCUGCUUCAGCUCAUAAACACACCUUUCAUGAACAUAAAA